ACGACUCUCUCAAUCGCAGUUAAUUUCAAAACCACCACUGAGAAGAACCAACUGCGGCGUGUUCGUGGAGGAGGCGCCAUGGAUAGAGUCGCCUACAAUACUCCGGCCACCGGAGAAGAUAUAUUUAAGGAUUAUAUGGGGAGGAGGAACGCCUUGAUCAAAGCGCUCACUACCGACGUUGAAGAAUUUUUCCGGAAGUGCGAUCCUGAGAAAGAAAAUCUCUGUCUCUAUGGAUUUCCUAACGAGCAGUGGGAAGUUAAUUUACCUGCUGAGGAGGUUCCAUCGGAGCUUCCAGAACCUGUUUUAGGUAUAAACUUUGCAAGGGAUGGAAUGGAAGUAAAGGACUGGUUGGCACUUGUUGCUGUACACAGUGAUGUAUGGUUACUCUCAGUUGCAUUCUAUUAUGGCGCGAGAUUUGGUUUCGAUAAAGCUGACAGAAAACGCCUAUUCAAUAUGAUAAACGAUCUUCCAACAAUUUUUGAAGUUGUGUCUGGAGUUGCAAAGAAGCAAGUGAAGGACAAGUCAUCUGUCUCAAACCAUAGCGGCGGGAGAUCCAAAUCAAAAUCGGGGAAAGCGUCGAAACCCCAGGCGAAAGACGAGGACGACGCAGUUGUCGACGAGUUUGAGGAGGACGAAAACGGAGAAACCCUGUGCGGGGCAUGCGGGGAGAACUACGCGACGGAUGAAUUCUGGAUCUGCUGCGACGUAUGCGAGACGUGGUUCCAUGGUAAGUGCGUGAAGAUCACUCCUGCUAGGGCCGAGCACAUCAAGCAGUACAAAUGCCCGUCUUGCAGCAACAAGAGGGCCCGUGCUUGACUUCACGGUACCCCACCUACCUACCUACCUACCUACGCUGGUUCGUUCUCUUUUACUAUAUAUAUAUUGCAUUCUGCAGCUAUAACCAAGGUGCGUAGUUGCUUUGUGUAAUUGUUUUUUUUAUAUCGUUUCUAGGGAAGUAUGAAAUACAAUCGUUGUCGUCGUGGUUGUUGGUAGUGUUGUUAUGUGUUGGUUCUAUUGUAGUUAGAUAUAUACAGUUCUUAACUCUUUGGUUCGCUGUAAAGGAGGUUUUAUUAGGGGUUUGUAGGGAGGGAUUGAUCAAAAAAGUCUUGUGUGUCUUUUGUGGGUCUUAAGUAAGAAUUAACUGCUGCAUUUAGUC
This is a messenger RNA of Andrographis paniculata, 1156 nucleotides long. RefSeq names its product PHD finger protein ALFIN-LIKE 4-like. Bases 79 to 816 code for a protein of 245 amino acids. Gene Ontology annotation, cellular component: nucleus. NCBI's taxonomy places the organism in Eukaryota, Viridiplantae, Streptophyta, Magnoliopsida, Lamiales, Acanthaceae. Gene Ontology annotation, molecular function: transcription cis-regulatory region binding; histone binding; transcription coregulator activity. The transcript has 5 exons. Gene Ontology annotation, biological process: regulation of DNA-templated transcription. The record is from RefSeq and is a predicted model, not a curated record.